Messenger RNA from Chinchilla lanigera (long-tailed chinchilla), 1476 nucleotides. RefSeq names its product myeloid cell surface antigen CD33-like. Gene Ontology annotation, biological process: cell adhesion. Gene Ontology annotation, molecular function: sialic acid binding. NCBI's taxonomy places the organism in Eukaryota, Metazoa, Chordata, Mammalia, Rodentia, Chinchillidae. The record is from RefSeq and is a predicted model, not a curated record. The coding region runs from base 79 to 1110 and encodes 343 amino acids. The transcript has 5 exons. Gene Ontology annotation, cellular component: plasma membrane.
CACCCCGGUUUCUGCACUUCCCCUCCACACUGCUCCCUUCUCUGCUCGCACACAGGAGCCAGGACCUCCAGCUCCGAGAUGCUGCUGCUGCUGCCCCUGCUGCUGCUGUGGGUGCCGGGAGAAGGGCAGGGGGCUCUGCAAAUUGCGGGGCCUCAUUUACCCUCAGGGUGCUCAUUUAAGAGUCUGAAAUACAGGCUGCAAGUGCCAGAAUCAGUGACCGUACAGGAGGGCCAGUGUGUCCUUGUGCCCUGCAGCUUCCUGUACUCUCCACUGGACUCCAGGCCUGGCUCUGUCUCUGGCUACUGGUUUCAAGAAGGGGCCAAUACAAACCUCGACUCCCCCGUGGCCACAAAUGACCCCGGAAGGCAAGCACAGGAGAGGACUCGGAGCCGGUUCCACCUCCUUCUGGACCCGAACACCAAGAACUGCUCCCUGCACAUCAGAGAUGCACAGAAGGAGGACAGUGGUUCCUACUUCUUUCGGGUGCAAUCAGGAAGUGUACAAUGGAAUUACUGUGCAGACCGGGUCUCUGUGGAAGUGACAGCCCUGACCCACACCCCCGACAUCCUCACUCCCAGGACUCUGAUGCCAGGCCUCACCAUCAAUCUGACCUGCUCUGUGCCCUGGGCCUGUGAGCACGGGACACCCCCCAUCUUCUCCUGGACGUCAGCUGCCCUCACCUCUCUGGGCCCCAGGACCACCCUCUCCUCUCUGCUCACCCUGAACCCUCGACCCCAGGACCACGGCACCAACCUCACCUGUCAGGUGAUGUUCCCUGCAGCUGGUGUGACUGUGGAGAGGACCGUGCAGCUCAACGUCACUGGGAGCCUCAGGACAAAAGCAACAGCAGGAGUGGUGCAGGGGGCCCUCGGAGGAGCUGCGGUCACAGCCCUGCUUGGCGUCUGCAUCUGCGUCAUCUUCUUCAUAGUGAAGACCCUCAAGAAGAAAGCACCCAGGACUGUGGGGGACACAAAGAACACUGAACCAGCCACUGGGCCAGCCUUCCUGGGUCACCCUCCAGAGCCCUCAAGUUCCUCAACAGCUGUCCCCACCUCAGGGGAGGAGCAGGAGGUCCACUACGCCUCCAUCAGCUUCCAUCCUCGGAAAUAAUCCUCUACCAAGUGCUCCAAGGUCAGGAGCCGCUGAAGGGCUGACGGGAACGUGGGUCUCAGCCUGGAGUCUUAGCCUCUGCGGGGCCCACAGGCUGGUUCUGGAAGGUUUAACAUCCCUCUUGCCACUGAGUUUAUAACACAUUGAGCAAGUUUCCUGCAGUACUGGAAUUAUCUUAGACUUUGCAGUCAGAGAGAGCUGGGAUGGAAUCUAUGCUCUCCCAUUUUCUAAGAAGAGUGUGUCAUUGGGAGACCCACAUCACCCCAGCACGUCUCCGUCUCCUGCUCUGUAAAUGGGUGUGAGGAGUUCUGCUUCACAAGGUUGCUGUGAGGAUUAAAUAAAAUACAUGUUGAUGCCCAGCAGAGG